CGAGAAUUCAACGGUAGAUGAAUACGCGGAUGCCUUUGCACACGCAUGUAAAUCGCGCAGAAAGUCUUGCGGAGGGUACAGUAUGGUAUGGCAAAAGCAAGGUGCAAGCAUCAUGCAUGCCCCUUGCUGGAAGUUGAAACUUAAAGCCAUGCCCUACAUAAUAUACUCCUCUUGGAGCACAGGAACUACUCUUCAACAGCGUUUUUUAAGCCUAAUGUUUCCGUCUAAAAGCUACACUGGCUUUGGAUCAUCGGACGACUAUCUGCAGUACGAGCUGCAAUAUCUCACUAAAUUGAAGAAAUACACAGAGAUAGGCCUAGAGGGCUGUAAAACUCGAGCUAAUCUGAAUGAAAACAACUUAUGCUACAAUACCGGAGCGAGGCAGCACGUAUGUUCAUUUUGUGAAGUUGUUUCCAUUCAGUAGCACGAGCAUUCGACAGAAUUUCAGCAUUUUCAAGAAUGACUAAUACAUAGA
Sphaeroforma arctica JP610 is the source of this 475-nucleotide messenger RNA. RefSeq lists its product as hypothetical. The record is from RefSeq and is a predicted model, not a curated record. The transcript has a single exon. NCBI's taxonomy places the organism in Eukaryota, Ichthyosporea, Ichthyophonida. The annotation marks the transcript as partial.